Messenger RNA from Bactrocera tryoni, 2414 nucleotides. It is a transcript of the gene tj, whose product is annotated as transcription factor MafB. Bases 567 to 1889 code for a protein of 440 amino acids. Gene Ontology annotation, biological process: regulation of transcription by RNA polymerase II. The transcript has a single exon. Lineage: Eukaryota; Metazoa; Arthropoda; Insecta; Diptera; Tephritidae. The record is from RefSeq and is a predicted model, not a curated record. Gene Ontology annotation, molecular function: RNA polymerase II cis-regulatory region sequence-specific DNA binding; DNA-binding transcription factor activity, RNA polymerase II-specific. Gene Ontology annotation, cellular component: nucleus.
ACGCGACAGAGCACGACAUCCGACGAUCCGCAUACGGUGUAACAGUCUAUUUUUCGCUGCCGGGAAUACUUAUAUAUCUCAACGAAAAGCUUAGCUCGACCAUUCCGUAACUAUCGCGACGUACACCCUUCAUAAUAUUUAGUAAUUAUCAGCACAUUACUAAAGGUGGUUGUCGCAGAACUCACGAACCGAGUCGAUUUUGUUAACAUUUGAGAGUGAAAUGGACUGCUUUUGCAAUAAAAAGAAAUGUGCAUAAAAAAUAAUAAUAAAGAAUAUGCAGUAUAUAACAUGUAGUUAUUCUAAUUAGUGAUUUAAUUAACAUAGACUGCAAGAUUUUUAAUAAUUCUGUGUAAAUUAAUAUGUAAACUAAAUAAUAUAUGGUGCAAAUCUGUACAUUAAUCGUAAUUUUAUUAAUAUAUACUACAUAACGUGUAAGCAUUAAACAUAUAAACACGAUUUGUAGACAAACAUCAUUACGUCAAAUAUAAAAAUCAAAAACAAAAGUGUGUCUUGGUCAAUACAAAAAUAAUCUUAGAAAAGAGUGUGUGAAGAAGAACUAACUCUAAAUGAGAAUGGAAGACCCAAACCUCGCCGAACAGUAUGUGCAGGAAUUCGUGCUCGAUCACCUGGAGGACGGUUCAGCAACUGUUACAGCUAUUGGAGUGAAACGUGAAGAUCACAGUCCAGUAGCAGCCCCAAAAAUUACUUGGACAACUACAACAAUCACUCCAGAGGAAGAGGAAACAACUAAUCCACCCGCCAUCAAGAUGCGAUCUUUUCCACAAAGCUGGCAUAUAGACGAUCGCCGAUUGCAGCCAUUAUCUCCACCACCGGAAAUCUAUACGCACGGACCUAUGGCAGGGCAGGCAAUCCUUGUGAACACAUCGGUGCCUGGUGGAGUUCCAUCAACACCGCCUGAAACCCCACCUGUUAUUAGCUCUCCUAAUGGAAGUACUUGUGCCCAAACGUAUGCCACAAUUACAAGUGCUUCGUAUCCAACACAUCGUCCACCUACCGCCAACGCUGGUCUCACACAAGAAAUGAUGUGGCUACCUAACUCCAUGCGUUCAGAUCCUCAGCCAUUAGACUUACGACCGCUUGCUUGUCCCACUCAUGAGGAGGAAUGGGAGCGACAACGUGAAUACAUGCAUGCCACAGCGUCAGUUGUGGCCGCCAAUCAUCAUCAUGGACAAUUGGUGGCACAAUCCCAGCACCAUCCCCACCACCAUCAUCAUUUUCAAUCACUAGAGCACUUAGCACCCAUCAACAUGCAUACGCCUUAUCACAGUGGUAUACCCAACGGCGCUACCAGUCUUAGCAGUGGUGGCAAUGACAGUCAGGCACCAUCUAACGCUCCAAUUACCACUUCAGUGGUUCACCUCAAUCGACCAAUGUCGGUCUGCUCUACUCGAUCAUCCACAAAUUCACCGCGCACCUGCUCCAGACAAUAUAGCACUUCAAGUAAUUUAGGUCUUGACGACUGUAUCAGUGAUGAUUUGCUAACGACUUUGAGCGUACGAGAAUUAAAUAAACGCCUGCAUGGAUGCCCCCGUGAAGAAGUGGUGCGGCUCAAGGCUAAACGUAGGACGCUGAAAAAUCGUGGAUACGCGCAAAGCUGUCGUUCAAAACGACUGCAGCAACGGCAUGAGCUGGAGAAAACCAAUCGUCAGUUGAAUCAGGAUCUGCAUCGUUUGAAAUUAGAAUUUUCGCGUGUUUGUCAAGAGCGCGAUCACUUAAAACAACGUCUGCAAAUACGAACGAGCGGAAGUAGUAGUGGUGUAAUUGCUGCUCUAGCGAAUGCUAGCGAUGGCAGUACACCAGGUGUGAUCACCGUUGGUCAACCACAUUGUAAUGCAGAGAGUCAAAAUUCGCCGGAGUUUUAUCUCUGACGCCAACUUGCUAUCGGAGGAGAACAUGCGGCAGCCGCCGUUGCAGUGGCCGCAGCAUCCAGCCAUCAUCUGCCACACACGCAACCUUUACAUCGGCACUCACAUCAAUGGCCAUCACGCUACCAUCAGCAUGUACACCAACAACCAACAAGCACUGUAAUAAUCUGAAUGCGAUGUAUAGAAAAUUACUGAUAUUUUAUAAUUAGUGCACGCCGUUUUUAGUGUAAAGCAUUAAAAUAGUAAUUAUUACUUAAAACUUUUCUGUGACUUUAGUCGGCAAAAACAUCAAUGUUUGUAAGUAAAAUGAACACAAAUAAUUAUUUGAUACGUCUCCCAUUGCUCUGAGUGCUCCUAAUAACAUAUAGGCAUAUCCCAAAAACAAUUUGUAAAUAAAGUUGAACUUUCAUAUAUUCGAAUCUCUAUAACUCAAAGUUCUCCAUAACUCAUAAUCUUGAAUUGGCAAUAGAUGUAAAAUUUCAAACAAAUUUCCUUCCGUAACUCGAAGUUUUUUGUGGAUUAUGGUGA